Molecule: messenger RNA, 1399 nt
Organism: Salarias fasciatus (jewelled blenny)
Lineage: Eukaryota; Metazoa; Chordata; Actinopteri; Blenniiformes; Blenniidae
Gene: pex12
Product: peroxisomal biogenesis factor 12
Exons: 4
Coding region: 177-1205 (342 amino acids)
Biological process (GO): protein import into peroxisome matrix; protein monoubiquitination
Cellular component (GO): peroxisomal importomer complex; peroxisomal membrane
Molecular function (GO): ubiquitin-protein transferase activity; protein binding; zinc ion binding
Source: RefSeq, a predicted model, not a curated record
GUAAGAUGGCGGCGGAGCGGGACACCUGCACGGCUGCGAUGUGUGUAGCGGAGUGUGUUUCCCGCUGAGUGAGCGCGGCGGAGUUCGGACAUCGACACACAUCGACAGACCGGCGGAGCUGCUCAUGUUGGUGGAGAGGAGGAGACGGUAGUGACGCCGGUGGACCAGAAGCAGCCAUGGCGGAGGCGGGCGCCCACCUCACCUCCACCGCUGCCCUGGAGCAGCCGUCCAUCUUCGAGGUCCUGGCUCAGGAGUCUCUGAUGGAGGCGGUCAAACCGGCGCUGAGGCACGCCGUCAAGGUUCUGGCGGAGUCCAACCCCUCGCGGUUCGGCUUCCUGUGGCGGAGCUUCGACGAGCUCUACCUGCUGCUGGACCUCCUCCUGCAGAACCACUUCCUGUCCCACUGCAGCGCCUCCUUCUCAGAGAACUUCUACAGUCUGAAGAGAGUCCCGUGUGGGCGGGGCCUCUCCGCCCGGCUGGGCCUGCCCGGCGCCGCCCGCUGGCGCUCCCUGCUGCUCCUCUGCCUGGUGCCGUACCUGCGGGCCAAGCUGGACGCCACGCUGGCCCGGCAGCGGGACGAGGACGACUUCUCCAUCCGGCUGAGCCAGAGCCGGACUCGGCGGCUGUACCGGGCCGCCGUGGCGGCGUACCCGUACGUCAGCUCAGCCUGGCAGGCCUGGAUCUUCUGCCAGCAGCUGCUCUUCGUCUUCGGGAAGGCCAACACCCACAGUCCUCUGCUGUGGCUGGCCAGAGUCCGGCUGCUCCGGCUCAACGCCAGAGACCUCCGAGACAUGCAGCAGGGCGGUGGCGACGCCGGCGGCGGUCCGGCCGAUGGAAGAGCCUGGUGGUUCCUUUCCCGGGUGGCGAGGGGCGUGGCCUUGUCCCUGUCCACCUCCCUCUCUCUGGGUGUCUUCUUCCUGCAGUUCCUGGACUGGUGGUACUCCUCAGACAACCAGAGCGCCGUGAAGAGCCUGACGUCGAUGCCCGCCCCCCCGCCGCCGCUCCACCUGCAGCAGUCCGCCGACCGCAGGAGCUGCCCGCUCUGUCUCCACCUCCGGUCCAACGCCACCGCGCUGUCCACCUCCGGCUUCGUCUUCUGCUACCGCUGCAUCUACAACUACGUCAAGGCCAACCGCCGCUGUCCGCUGACCGGGUUCCCCUCCGAACUGCAGCACCUGGUCAAGAUCUACUCCCCCGAGAGCUGAGCCCCUCUGGGGGCCGCCAGGGGACCACAGGGGCCUCCACUUGGACCAUAGCGGUCAUGAAGUGUCCCUCACCUGGAAGUCCUCUACAUGUUGCCAUAUGAGGAUUUCAAAUGGACAGUUUUGUAAUCUCUGCUCAAAGUUUCUAUAAUUGAUUUGUGACAUAAAGUUUUAAAUAAUAUCAAAGAUUUCACGUU